AUGGACUUUCUAGUCGAAAAUGAAGCAGUCAUCGACUUCACCAAUGGAGUUAUCUCUUUCAAAACGCCGGAAACUGCGGAAGACAAGUGGUGGGCACGAAUAACUCCGGAGAAGCGCGCAAACACGGACGUAACCGCCGUGACGAGUCAGCACGUCAACCUGCCUCCCUUGUCAGCACUGUCACUGAAUGACGCGCUUGACCUCUUGCAAAACAACAACGAAGACGUUCAAGCUAUCUAUAUCGAGCCUCCUGAUGCAAAUGUGAAUUCAGAUGAGGACUCGGCUGAAGAAGACGAAGGAGGCCUGUUGGACAACCUCAGUGGGCGACAGCUGCGGGCUGGUGCAGAAGUUGUGCUGUCAGACCGCUCGCGUAUCGGAGGUACCGCUGAUGACGAGAUCUCUGCGGACAAGGCCACAGGCCAUUCCCCUGCAACCGGUGGAGGGCGCAAGUCACGCCGCAAGGCGCAGCGACAGACUACAUGGUCAAACAAAGACCUGCCGUCCAGUGGAACUAUUUUUCCAGCACCAGAUUAUUCAGCGCUACGGGGCAAAAGCGCGCUAGAUGUUUUCGAAACGUUUUUUGACGACCAGAUAGUUUCCUUCCUAGCCCAACAAACACGACAGUACGCGCUGUUCAAAAAUGAAUCAGACCCUCAAAUCACCGAGGAUGAAAUCAAAGUGUUUAUUGCCAUCCUCAUCCUGAGUGGCUAUAACACUGUGCCGGGAAAACGUCGCUACUGGGAGUCCAGAGAGGAUGUGCGAAAUGAGAUGGUGUACGGUGCUAUCCGACGUGACAGAUUUCUUCAGAUUAUGAAGUACAUCCACUGUGCUGACAACACAGACCUAGACAGCAGGGAUAAGAUGGCAAAAUUGCGGCCUCUCAUGGAGCUGCUGCAAAAGAAAUUUGCAGAACAUCUUAGGCCUGAACAGUGCAUGGACUACGACGAGUGCAUGAUCGCCUACUACGGACGACAUGGAUGUAAGCAAUUCAUAAGGGGGAAACCAAUACGGUUUGGCUACAAAGUUUGGUGUUUGAACACUCCAGACGGCUAUUUGGUAGAUUUCGAUGUCUAUCAAGGAAAGAAUCCACAUGCAAAGCCUGAGUAUGAGGAGCAGUUUGGUAAAGCUGCUUCUCCACUGGUGCAGAUGCUUGACAGGCUCCCUAAAGAUAUACAAGAUCUGCCACUGAGAUUGUAUUUUGAUAAUUUGUUUACUGGCGUAAACCUUAUGAUUUGCUUGAAGUCGCGGGGCUAUGGAGCAACUGGGACCGUUCGUGAAAAUCGUGUGCCAAAAGGUUGCCCACUAACUUGCUGCGGAGAAAUGAAAAAGAAGACACGCGGAACAUAUGAGUUUGUGCAAAGCGAGGAAGACGGUGUGCUAAUUACACGGUGGGUGGAUAACUCUGUGGUUACUGGGAUGUCGACAUGCCACGGAGUACAGCCUGUGGAAAAAGCGUCACGCUAUUCUCAGUCCGAAAAGAAAAGAAUAUCUGUCCCACGACCAGCUCUCUUCGCGGAGUACAAUAAGUUCAUGGGAGGGACGGAUCGCAUGGAUGAAAAUGUUUCGUUGUACCGAAUUGCAGUCCGUGGAAAGAAGUGGUGGUGGCCCAUCUUCACGUGGCUCGUAGACGUCGUCGUCCAUAACGCCUGGCUUGUCCUUCGAAAGUCCGGGACUGACAUCAGGCAAUUAGAGUUUCGCCGACAAAUAGUCUUGACGUACCUGACACGGUACAAGACCGCACCGAAGGGACCGGGCCGCACACGGAUUUCGAAAGAAAGUUCCUCGGGAAGCAGGGUGUCAGACAGCAUCCGCUACGAUAGGCUCGACCAUCUUGUGCUUUCGACUCCAGAAAAAAGGAGGCUGCGUUGUGCGGAAGAAAAUUGCACCAGUCAAGUUCGCACGAAAUGCGCUAAGUGUAACGUAGGUCUCUGCAUUGACUGCUUUGUGCCGUUCCACACAGCACCCCGAUGA
Ornithodoros turicata is the source of this 1971-nucleotide messenger RNA. RefSeq names its product piggyBac transposable element-derived protein 3-like. The coding region runs from base 1 to 1971 and encodes 656 amino acids. The record is from RefSeq and is a predicted model, not a curated record. NCBI's taxonomy places the organism in Eukaryota, Metazoa, Arthropoda, Arachnida, Ixodida, Argasidae. Gene Ontology annotation, molecular function: sequence-specific DNA binding. The transcript is spliced from 2 exons.